Molecule: messenger RNA, 1073 nt
Organism: Papilio xuthus (Asian swallowtail)
Lineage: Eukaryota; Metazoa; Arthropoda; Insecta; Lepidoptera; Papilionidae
Product: Elongator complex protein 6
Exons: 2
Coding region: 215-958 (247 amino acids)
Biological process (GO): tRNA wobble uridine modification
Cellular component (GO): elongator holoenzyme complex
Source: RefSeq, a predicted model, not a curated record
UUGAUAGAUGGAAAAACGAAAUUGAUAACAAACGUCAGCACUCGGCAAUCAGCAAACAAAACGUCAAAAUCAAAGGAAUUUUGAAGGACAUUCAUUUGUUUUGAUUAAUUAAUUUCCGUAAUAAAAUACUUUAUUACAUAAUUUCUGUGUGUAUAAAUAGUGUUUCAAGAAUAUAAAUUUAAAAUAUUUGGACUAGAAAUACUGAUUAAAGAACAUGGCUACAGACAUAAUUUCGGCGUUGGAACUAGAUAAGGAAAAUAUUCAUAGUAGGAUUUUAGUGGUUAAAGAAAUUAAUAACUGCAGUAGUUCAUUUAUAACCAGUUGUGUUUUAGGACAUUUAAUAAAAAAGAAAAGUGCAGUUCUUAUUAUAUCUACUCACAAUUCAAUAAAACACUAUCAGAAUGUUGGUUUGAAAAUGAAUUAUAACCUAAACAGAUGUAUAGAUGAUGGUUUAGUACAGUUUUACAAUUUUGGUGAAGAAUAUGUGGAUAAACUGCUGAAAAAUGAACAUAUAUCUGUGGAGCAGAUUUAUCAGAAUAUCACAGAUAAAAUUGAAUAUAUGAGGAAGAAAUAUAAUGUAGUAAAUGUAAUAUUUGAUGGGGUAUCGCAUUUGUUAGAUAUGUAUUAUAAUAUUAAAGAAAUUAAUCUAAUAUGUUCAAAGAUUAUUGAAUUAAUCAGAGAGUACAACUCAUUACUUAUAUGUCACUUUAAUGUGGCCAGUGAGCAUGAUUUGACACAUGUUUUAGCUAAUUUCCUUUCACAUAGAGCAUUUAUGGUUGUAGAAGUUGAGAAUCUCGCAUCAGGAUGGAGUAGUGAUGUUUCAGGACAUUUGACAAUAAAAUAUCCAGGUAAAAAGUUUGAUAAUGAACACAUGCAUUCAUUGGAAAUCAAACCGGCUCAAUACCUAUACAAAUUAUUUGAUAGAGGUGUGAAACUACUUGCACCGGGUACUGUGUAAUAUUUUCAAGAUUUGUGUAAUACAUUGCAUUUAUGGAAUAAUGUAUUUGUCAAUAACUAUAAAUUGAAAAUAACUUUUAUAUUAGUGUACAUUGUUUUAAAAAUAAUGAUUACAU